This is a messenger RNA of Zingiber officinale, 3039 nucleotides long. RefSeq names its product probable metal-nicotianamine transporter YSL9. The transcript has 9 exons. Lineage: Eukaryota; Viridiplantae; Streptophyta; Magnoliopsida; Zingiberales; Zingiberaceae. Gene Ontology annotation, molecular function: iron-nicotianamine transmembrane transporter activity; oligopeptide transmembrane transporter activity. Gene Ontology annotation, cellular component: plasma membrane. Gene Ontology annotation, biological process: response to iron ion; seed development. Bases 237 to 2303 code for a protein of 688 amino acids. The record is from RefSeq and is a predicted model, not a curated record.
UUUGAAUUGUUUCGCCAAUCUAUCGCCCAUCGCCUGAUUUGGAAUGUUGCAAUCCUUUCGAUUUGUACCGCAUGAUUUUGUUGUACUACUUGUAGUUGCAGAACGCCGUAAAUUUCUCGGCGGUGAUUCUGUUUUGAGACGAGAGUUUGUUGUCUCUCGAUCCCGAUGAUGAAAGCUUCGAUCUUUGGAUUUUGUUUCGCCGGAUGAUGAAUAUGAAGGUUGGAUCUUGUCGUUGAAUGGAAGAAGGUAAACGGAAGAAGAAGCGAAUGCCUACGACUGGCCAAUCCGGGCUCGCGCAAAUGGGGGAGCCUGAAGAGCUGCAAGAAAUCGAGAAAGUUGAGGACUCGGAGGAGGCAGUGGAGACGGCGGCCUUGGAGCCCAAGGGGAUCCCUCCGUGGUCCAAGCAAAUAACCCUCCGCGGCCUCUCCGCGAGCCUCGCGAUCGGGAUCAUUUACAGCGUGGUAGUGAUGAAGCUCAAUCUCACUACUGGCCUCGUGCCCACUCUCAACGUCUCAGCCGCCCUCCUUGCCUUCGUCGUCCUUAGGACUUGGACCAAGCUCCUCCACAAGAUGGGCGUCACAACGACCCCCUUCACGCGGCAGGAGAACACCGUGGUGCAAACCUGCGCCGUCGCUUGCUAUAGCAUCGCGGUUGGAGGUGGAUUUGGUUCUUAUCUUUUGGGGCUGAACAAGAAGACUUAUGAGCAAGCAGGGGUGGAUACACCGGGGAAUGUUCCAGGAAGCUACAAAGAGCCUGGGAUUGGUUGGAUGACUACAUUUCUUCUCACUAUUGGUUUUGUUGGACUGUUGGCCUUGGUUCCUCUGAGAAAGAUCAUGAUCAUUGAUUACAAGUUGGAGUAUCCAAGUGGGACGGCAACUGCUGUGCUUAUCAAUGGCUUCCAUACUCCUGGAGGUGACAAAUUGGCUAAGAAGCAAGUAUAUGGGUUCGCAAAGUAUUUCACAAUGAGUUUCGUGUGGAGCUUUUUCCAGUGGUUCUUCACAGCAGGAGAUGCCUGUGGAUUCUCACAGUUGCCCACCUUUGGUCUAACAGCAUUGAAACAGACUUUUUUCUUUGAUUUUAGCCUGACAUAUGUUGGAGCUGGCAUGAUUUGCUCGUACAUUGUGAACCUCUCUCUCAUUCUUGGCGCAGCCAUUUCCUGGGGAAUAAUGUGGCCACUAAUAAGGGGACUUAAAGGUGAUUGGUAUUCCGAUAACUUACCAGAGAGUAGCAUGAAAAGCUUACAAGGCUACAAGGUCUUCAUAUCGAUUUCUCUUAUCCUUGGAGAUGGUCUCUAUAAUUUCUUGAAAAUUUUAGCUUUCAUAGUGAGAAGCAUGCAUACAAGAGCAGUAUCCGAAAAUUUUAACAGAGUGGCAGAUGCAGACAAUGACAAUGAAGUCCUUGAUGAUGUGCGACGUAAUGAGUUAUUCGUAAAAGAGAGCAUACCAGUGUGGUUAGUCUACUCUGGAUAUGUUCUUUUUGCUGUGAUUUCCAUUAUUUCGAUACCUCUCAUGUUCCCAGAGGUGAAGUGGUACUAUGUGGUCAUUGCUUACAUCCUUGCACCAGCUCUUGGUUUCUGCAAUGCUUACGGCACUGGCCUAACGGACAUGAACAUGGCCUACAAUUAUGGCAAAGUGUCUCUCUUCAUACUCGCUGCAUGUGCCGGGAAUGACUCCGGUGUAGUUUCUGGCCUCAUCGGAUGUGGACUAAUAAAGUCUGUCGUUUACAUUUGUGCUGAUUUGAUGCAUGAUUUCAAGACUGGGCAUCUCACAAUGACAUCCCCAAGGUCAAUGCUUCUUAGUCAGGCCAUCGGAACAGCCAUGGGCUGUAUCAUUGCCCCCUUGACAUUCUUCCUCUUCUACAAGGCCUUCGACGUGGGGAACCCAGAUGGGAAUUGGAAGGCUCCUUAUGCAUUAAUAUACAGAAACAUGGCGAUACUUGGCGUGGAGGGCUUCUCAGCACUCCCACGUCAUUGCCUACAGCUCUGUUAUGGAUUCUUCGGGUUUGCACUGGUGGCCAACAUUCUGAGAGAUGCUUUACCAGCUAAUUAUGGAUGUUGGGCACCUCUCCCAAUGGCCAUGGCAGUGCCAUUUCUGGUCGGUGCUAGCUUCGCGAUCAACAUGUGUGUUGGGAGCUUGAUAGUUUUCAUCUGGCACAAACUCGAUAGCAAAACAGCCACUUUGAUGGUACCUGCUGUUGCAUCUGGUUUGAUCUGCGGAGAUGGAUUGUGGAUUCUACCAUCAUCUUUGCUCGCGUUGGCUAAGGUCAAUCCCCCUCUUUGCAUCAAGUUUGUGACUGGCUCAUAGAGCGUGUGUGUGUAUAUAUAUAUAUAUAGCAAAAUGAGCAGGAAAGGAGCAACAAGAAGAGCUUCGAUGCAGAUUCUCGAUAGACAGAGUACAGCGAAAAGUGAGACAGCGACAAGGCAAAGAUUUCACUGUUUUGUGCACCAUUAGUGACAAUAUCAAUGCUCCAUCUCACCCCCAAUGUCAAAGAAUCAGAUGGGACAACUUGCAUUAGUUACUGGCCAUGGAGAAGGCUUCACACCAAUUGGGAUAUGUUCCGAUACACCGCUAACGGUAUGUUUCAGAAAUUUCAAGCGCAAGUAAAAAAACCAUGAGCGAUCUGGCCUCUGCCUACCACACACGAAUAUCAGUUCUUUCAUCCCAAUCGGUAAACAAUUGAGAGCCAAACAGCUUUCGUGAAAAAAAUAUGGAAGUUGCUUGUUCUUUUCCCCCUGUUUUCUGCGUUUCUAGUUGAACUUGGAUUAGAUAUGAUACUUGUUUGUGUUUCAGAUAGACAGGUAAACUCGAUAGAAAUCUCAUCUCAAUGUCACAUAUGAAGUUCCAAAUCUCAUUUAGAGUUGGGAUACUUGUCCCAGACCGGAAUGAGACAGUGUUGGGCCAUUUGUCAUGUUGUACUAAGGUGUGUUGGUGCACUAUGUCGGAGAAGGGGAGAAGAUGAAGAGGCGGAAAGGAGAGAACAAGAGAGAUAAUAUUUACAUGUGAAAAAUCUUAGUUGAUCGAUUUGUUUUGCUGUUCUGGA